This is a messenger RNA of Laetiporus sulphureus 93-53, 1067 nucleotides long. RefSeq lists its product as uncharacterized. Gene Ontology annotation, cellular component: endosome; trans-Golgi network. NCBI's taxonomy places the organism in Eukaryota, Fungi, Basidiomycota, Agaricomycetes, Polyporales, Laetiporaceae. The coding region runs from base 140 to 871 and encodes 243 amino acids. The transcript is spliced from 9 exons. The record is from RefSeq and is a predicted model, not a curated record. Gene Ontology annotation, biological process: retrograde transport, endosome to Golgi; phospholipid translocation.
UUUCUGAGGCCAUCCGCAUAUACCUGUCGCUCCUUCGUGAUCAAGGAACUGCGCUGUGGCGCCGGACCCGGGGUCAUCGGGCGCACCGCCAGUUGCCAGCGACUCGCUCGGUACUUGCUUUCGUCUUCGAGUGUCCACGAUGGUUCCAGCAUGGCUGUCUGCGUUGGCCUCUAUUGGCAUGGCUGUUGGACCUCCGCUUGUCUAUGCGGACCAGGCAUACUCAAUAGUUGGCAAAAAAGACUCGACAGGUUUCUCUCGCGACGUUUGCGCCAUUCUGUUGCUGGCGAACAUCACGCGAUGCUUCUUCUGGUUAGGGAGCCGCUUUGAGAUCCCCCUGUUGCUGCAGUCACUAUUGAUGAUCCUUGCCCAGCUGGCCUUGCUAUAUAUCUGCAUACGUUACCGUCCGCGUACAAGCUCGGAGAACAUAGGCGCGUCAACGAGGCCGUUCGCAUUCUGGCAAUGGCCUACUUACACUCAAUACCUUGAAUUCCUUGCCGGCUUCCUAUUAUGCCAAGCGAUACUCUUCCUCAUCUUCGGUCGCUCCGAAAUAUUCAUCUUCAUUCUCGGGCUUGUUGCACUUGGAGUAGAGAGCACCCUGCCGAUACCGCAGGUUAUUAGCAAUCACAAACAACGGUCGUUGUAUGGCUUCCGGCUGUCAACGCUGCUUGGAUGGGUAGGAGGAGACGCGUUCAAGACAGCGUACUUCUUCGUCCAGAACUCUCCUGUGCAAUUCAAGAUUUGCUCAGUAUUCCAAUUGUCCGUGGAUUGUGUCAUCAUUGGCCAACGAAUAUACUUCGGCAAUGCCGUUCCUGCAUCAACGCUGAUGGAAGAGGAGGACAUCGAGCAGGCUCUGGCGCUGGCUGAGGAGUAGUGUCCGUUUGCACGUUCUACGUACAUCAUGUUACUUGUAUACAUACCAUAUUGCGUCAACGUUCGUACCAUUGGCAGAGGGCAUGAUGUUCGGCAUGCCGUAUUGAACAGUCUUGGAUACUAGGAAUGUAGCGGCAUGAUUCUCCUUGAUAAUGAUGUUUGUAGUAGACUUCAAAAUAUAGCGAUGUGACGUUGCA